GCAAAGGAGCUGAGUCCCCAUUUAACCAGAUUUUCUCUCGGCUUCUAUUCUAUCUUUUAGGGGUUACAGUUUCAUUUCCAUUUUUCAAUUUAAUUCAUUUUUUAUUUAUUUAUUUUUAAUUUUGUUUUUGGUUACGUGAACGAACCAAAAUGUAUAUAUCGAGUUCUUCGGCUUCUCGUGCACGUUUCGCGACGAAGUCGUUUGCGAGAGUCUCUUCUUCGUUUUCAUUUUCGCCUGCUUUGUCUAAAACGACGGGGUCUGCUUACGCUUCGUCUCAGUCGUGUGUUUCUUUUGUCAACCAGAAGUAUCGGUCUUUGAGUUUCUCGUCAGUGUUGCGGUGCGCGGCGCCGCGGUGGAGCCAUGGAGUCGACUGGCGCUCCCCGGUCAGCCUCCGCGCUCAGGCGAGAAUUACCGGUCCGGUUCCGGAACAGUUUGAGCGAAGGAUCGCGACUUUGGCUCCUGAUCAUGCAUUCAAGGGAAUACUGACCAGUCUUCCCAAACCUGGGGGUGGAGAGUUUGGAAAAUUCUACAGCUUACCUGCUUUGAAUGAUCCAAGAAUUGAUAGACUGCCAUACUCAAUAAGGAUCCUUUUGGAAUCUGCAAUACGUAAUUGUGACAACUUCCAAGUUACCAAGGAUGAUGUAGAAAAGAUUAUUGAUUGGGAGAAUACUUCACCAAAACAAGUUGAAAUUCCCUUCAAGCCUGCCCGUGUUCUCUUACAGGAUUUUACUGGAGUACCAGCUGUUGUUGACCUUGCUUGUAUGAGGGAUGCCAUGAAGAGUCUGGGCAGCGACCCCAAGAAGAUCAACCCAUUGGUUCCGGUUGAUCUUGUCAUUGAUCAUUCAGUUCAGGUUGAUGUAGCACGAUCGGAAAAUGCAGUACAGCAAAAUAUGGAACUUGAAUUUCAGAGGAACAAAGAGAGAUUUGCUUUCCUUAAGUGGGGGUCAUCUGCUUUCCAUAAUAUGCUAGUUGUUCCUCCCGGUUCUGGAAUUGUCCACCAGGUCAACUUGGAGUACCUUGGACGGGUUGUCUUUAACACUGAUGGAGUUCUUUACCCUGAUAGUGUGGUUGGUACUGAUUCCCACACAACAAUGAUUGAUGGGUUGGGAGUUGCUGGUUGGGGAGUUGGAGGGAUUGAAGCAGAGGCUACAAUGCUUGGUCAGCCCAUGAGCAUGGUAUUACCUGGUGUUGUUGGAUUCAAGUUGAGUGGGAAGUUGCGUAAUGGUGUGACAGCUACUGACUUGGUUUUGUCAGUUACUCAAAUCUUGAGGAAACAUGGUGUUGUUGGGAAGUUUGUCGAGUUUUAUGGGGAAGGUAUGGGUGAACUAUCGUUGGCUGAUAGGGCCACUAUUGCAAACAUGUCUCCUGAAUAUGGAGCAACCAUGGGUUUCUUCCCUGUAGACCAUGUUACAUUGCAGUAUCUGAGGUUAACUGGAAGAAGCGAUGAGACAGUCACUAUGAUAGAGGAAUACCUGCGUGCGAAUAAAAUGUUUGUUGACUACAAUGAGCCUCAACAAGAAAGAAUAUACUCAUCUUAUCUGCAGUUGGACCUAGCAGAAGUUGAACCCUCUAUGUCAGGACCGAAGCGGCCUCAUGACCGAGUAGCUUUGAAAGACAUGAAGGCUGAUUGGCAUGCAUGUCUUGACAAUCCAGUUGGAUUCAAGGGUUUUGCCAUACCUAAGGAAGAGCAGGAUAAAGUGGCAAAAUUUUCAUUCCAUGGACAGCCUGCUGAACUUAAGCAUGGUAGUGUUGUCAUUGCAGCCAUAACCAGCUGUACAAACACAUCAAACCCUAGUGUCAUGCUAGGGGCUGGUCUUGUGGCUAAAAAGGCUUGUGAACUGGGUUUGGAGGUUAAGCCAUGGGUGAAAACAAGUCUUGCGCCAGGCUCUGGUGUUGUUACAAAGUAUUUGCUCCAUAGUGGUCUGCAAAAAUACUUGAGUCAGCAGGGCUUUCACAUUGUUGGCUAUGGUUGCACAACAUGUAUUGGAAAUUCUGGAGAACUUGAUGAAUCAGUUAGUGCUGCAAUUUCAGAAAAUGACGUUGUUGCAGCAGCUGUGCUUUCUGGUAAUCGAAACUUUGAAGGCCGUGUGCAUCCUCUGACAAGGGCUAACUAUCUUGCUUCACCGCCUCUAGUUGUUGCUUAUGCUCUUGCCGGCACUGUUGACAUAGACUUUGAGAAGGAGCCAAUUGGAACUGGGAAGGAUGGAAAGGAUGUGUACUUCAAGGAUAUAUGGCCUACUAAUGAAGAAAUUGCGGAGGUUGUUCAAUCUAGUGUGUUGCCUGAUAUGUUCAAGAGCACUUAUGAGGCAAUUACAAAGGGGAACCCUAUGUGGAAUGAGCUCUCUAUUCCCACUACCACUCUUUACUGUUGGGAUCCGAACUCAACCUACAUUCAUGAGCCUCCAUAUUUCAAGAACAUGACUACAGAUCCACCAGGCCCUCAUGGAGUGAAAGAUGCCUACUGCUUGCUCAACUUUGGUGACAGCAUAACCACUGAUCACAUAUCUCCUGCUGGAAGUAUCCACAAAGACAGCCCUGCUGCAAAGUAUCUGCUUGAGCGUGGGGUGGAUCGCAAGGACUUCAAUUCUUAUGGUAGUCGUAGAGGCAACGAUGAAGUGAUGACAAGAGGAACCUUUGCCAAUAUUCGUCUUAUCAACAAACUCUUGAAUGGAGAAGUUGGUCCAAAAACAAUUCACAUUCCUACAGGAGAGAAGCUUCAUGUUUUUGAUGUAGCAAUGAGGUACAAGUCUUCUGGGCAGGACACAAUUGUCCUAGCUGGAGCAGAGUAUGGAAGCGGAAGCUCUAGAGACUGGGCUGCCAAGGGUCCCAAGCUUUUGGGAGUGAAAGCAGUAAUUGCCAAGAGCUAUGAGAGAAUUCAUCGCAGUAAUCUUGUCGGUAUGGGGAUCAUUCCACUUUGUUUCAAGCCAGGCGAGGAUGCAGAAACUCUAGGAUUAACUGGUCACGAGCGCUACACAAUAGACCUACCAACUAAAGUCAGUGAGAUAAGGCCUGGCCAAGAUGUCACUGUCACAACCGACACUGGGAAAUCCUUUACAUGUAUCGUUCGCUUUGAUACUGAGGUGGAAUUGGCAUAUUUCGACCAUGGAGGCAUUCUUCCAUUUGUUGUUCGAAGUCUAAGCAAACAGUCGUAAAUGAGUCUUGGAUCAGCAGCCUUUUACUUGCAUUACUUCACCCCUACAGUUUAUAAUAAGAUGUAGAAAGAAGUACAGAAGUACAUUUUUUGAUUCUUUUUUUCUUUUUUCAAGUGGGAUGAUGAGUAUUGCAACUUGUGUAGUUCUCGCUUGAGUUUUUGGUUACACUGUGAAUCAUUGCAGCUCAUAAAUGGCAUUUUGAAGUGAUUCCAAGUUGAUCUAACAAGCUGUAAAUCU
Molecule: messenger RNA, 3389 nt
Organism: Pistacia vera
Lineage: Eukaryota; Viridiplantae; Streptophyta; Magnoliopsida; Sapindales; Anacardiaceae
Product: aconitate hydratase, cytoplasmic-like
Exons: 20
Coding region: 150-3152 (1000 amino acids)
Biological process (GO): citrate metabolic process; tricarboxylic acid cycle
Cellular component (GO): mitochondrion; cytosol
Molecular function (GO): 4 iron, 4 sulfur cluster binding; aconitate hydratase activity
Source: RefSeq, a predicted model, not a curated record